Messenger RNA from Anthonomus grandis grandis, 1980 nucleotides. RefSeq names its product nudC domain-containing protein 1. Lineage: Eukaryota; Metazoa; Arthropoda; Insecta; Coleoptera; Curculionidae. The transcript is spliced from 5 exons. The record is from RefSeq and is a predicted model, not a curated record. Bases 195 to 1931 code for a protein of 578 amino acids.
UUAUGUACUCCUUUCUACCGUAUAUACGUGUUUCCGGUAAAACAUUUCUUCUUCUUGCGAUAUAUAAAUCGAUAUAUUAUAGCGAUAUAAUAAUAGUAAUAACAACCCUAUCUUUGCGAUAUUCAUAAUUUUUUUUACAUACCAUCUUAAAAUAAUUCAAAGAGUUUUCCCAUCUAAUUAGACCGUCUGCAAAAAUGAGUCUGAAAACAUUAGAACUUAAACCAGACCGACUUCUAAUGGACUCAAAUUUUGAUGGAUACAAGUUGUCCCUAGACGACUUAAAUGUCUCAAAAAAAACCCUUGAGAUCCCAAUAGACCGAACGGUUUUAGCUUCCAGUCAGUAUGGCUUAUUGCAUGCAAAACUGUUUGGAUUGCACAACAGCCUUUUUGGAGACAGAUUUGAUAAUUUUACAUCAGUGUAUUUUGUCGAUCAGCAGUUUAAAAUGCAAAAAAUUUAUGUGGAUCCAGAUACAAAUCAGCUUGUUGACCCAAUUGAAGUGUUUACUAUCCCCAAACUCCGAGAGAGGACUAAAGGAGACUAUAACACCACCUUAUGCUUUGCAAGUCCGGCAUAUGCAGUAUGUUCGGAUGGUAUGGGCACAUUAUUGAUCCUAGCCACUAGAGAUAAGAAAGAUGAUGAUACUUUUGAAUUAUUGUAUUCUGAAAAAGUUCUGGAUAAUCAACAAGGUUAUGUCAUUUCCGAUGCUAUGUAUAACAAAGAUACCAGUCAACUUCAUGUUUUACUUCUGAAUAUUGAAGAAGAUGCCUUAAAUAGGUUUGUUUCCGUCAUACAUUGGUUAACUUUUAAGCAAGAAGAAAAUGUGGACGGCAACAAGUCCUGGGGUCAAGUGGCAUUAAGGCAAUUAAAAACCAGAGGGGAAGUGCAAUAUUUGCACCUGGAGAAAAAUGGGGAUCACAUUUAUGUGGUUUCAGAAAAUAAUAUUGAAUUUGUUCUGAAUUCUGAGCACCCAAUACAAGAUGAGCCAAGUAAUAACUCGGAAAAAAUAUACCAAUGGUCACAAAAUAUUGAAGAAAUAACAGUUAAAGUUUCCCUACCAAAAAAUGCUCAGAAGAACCUGGUAAAGGUUCUAUGUGAACGUUCUAUGCUAAAGGUUUCUUAUAAUGAUGAAACUUUAGUGUCAGGUGAGCUUGAAGGGUUUAUAGAUGCCUCAUUGAUGACAUGGGAAUUGAACGCUGAACAACUUUUAAUAAUCGAACUACAUAAGGUUGAGGGUGGUCCAUUUUGGACGGAACUAAUUAAAGGUGACACCAGGGGUACAUAUGUGCUUGACACAUGUAUUAUUGAUCAGGCAAAUGAAACUUUGCAAAAGUAUACUUCAGAGAAUACUGAAAUUCCUCCAACAGGAACAACCUUUAACUCACAACAAAUUGAAGAGUGUGACUUUGAAACUGAUAAAUCCGAGAUAUUUGAUAGAAUUAGUGGGGUUACAAAUGAGACAACUCAUAGGAUUCAUCUGGGGUCCCAUCAGGUUAUUUUGAGUCCUUAUAUUACUUCUGAGUGGCCUCCUGCACUAGGAAUAAGGCAUGAUGUAGAUGUUUGUAUAUGGCAACCACUUUUAGAAGGAGACAAUUUUACUUGUAAACAUGAAGGCACACUUUUGGCAUUUGGCUAUGUUCAGGCUUCAAAAACAAACCGAAAGUUCGUAACCUGCUCCCCGAAUCUAAAUUAUGCGGUAGUGAGCGAAUCUGCGGGCCAUAUUUUCAUUUAUAGACAAAACAGACCGUUGUUGUCCAGCGAGCUAAGGCACAGAAGUAGCGGAAGGAGAGUUAAAAGCAUGGCCCAGCAACAAGUUUUCAACUUACCUAAUCAAGAAAUUUUAGGUCUUUUUGCUAACAAUACCCAUCUGUUUAUUCUGGGGGAAAAUUUUGUGAUAUCUUUGAGUAUAAACGGACCAGAACCAACGGAAUAAUGGCAUUUUGAUGUGAAUAUUAUUGUGAGCAUUAAAUGAUUGAUUUCUU